AUGAGCUUUCCAGGAAUGACUCCGCCCGUCGGCGGCAUGGGAGGUGGCAUGGGAGGCAAUAACAUGCAAGGAAUGAGCGAGCAGGAGCAAGCGAUGGUGAAAAUGAUGACCGGCGCAAUGGAAUCGUGUCCCGUCAAGACCGUCAUGGCAGGAGGUAUGGGUUUCGCCCUUGGUGGUGCUUUUGGUCUUUUCAUGGCUAGUAUGUCCUACGAUUCCUCGUUCACCCCGCAAGGCCGCGCGAUUGCCGAUCUCCCCUGGAAGGAACAAGUCCGUCGCGGAUUCAAGGACAUGGGUUCUCGUUCGUUCUCGUCGGCCAAGAACUUUGGUAUUGUCGGUGCCUUGUACUCCGGUACGGAGUGCUGCAUUGAGGGUCUCCGCGCGAAGAACGAUCUCACAAACAGUGUCGCCGCGGGAUGUAUCACUGGUGGAAUCCUGGGCGCGAAUGCUGGUCCUCAGGCUGCGGCCGUGGGCUGUGCUGGCUUUGCGGCCUUCAGUGCGGCUAUCGAUGCCUAUAUGAGAAUGCCCGGGGAGUCCGAUUAA
Aspergillus wentii DTO 134E9 is the source of this 540-nucleotide messenger RNA. Its product is annotated as translocation channel protein TIM22. Gene Ontology annotation, biological process: protein insertion into mitochondrial inner membrane. Gene Ontology annotation, molecular function: transmembrane protein transporter activity. NCBI's taxonomy places the organism in Eukaryota, Fungi, Ascomycota, Eurotiomycetes, Eurotiales, Aspergillaceae. The transcript has 3 exons. Gene Ontology annotation, cellular component: TIM22 mitochondrial import inner membrane insertion complex. Bases 1 to 540 code for a protein of 179 amino acids. The record is from RefSeq and is a predicted model, not a curated record.